UGUGCGACGGUACACCCACCACUGAAGAAAAAAAAAAGAUUUCCGACAAAUUUUUAAUAAGCAGCAAAAUGUCACGACAAGCCACCAGAUUAGACGCAAAGAAAGUGAACUCGGAGUUCCUAACUCUCACCUAUGGCGCUCUGGUCACACAGAUGCUGCGCGAUUUCGAGAACGUGGACGAUGUGAACAAGCAGCUGGAGAGGAUUGGCUACAACAUGGGCAUGCGUCUGAUCGAGGACUUCCUGGCACGCACCUCGGCGCCACGUUGUCUGGAGAUGCGUGAGACGGCGGAUCGCAUCCAGCAGGCAUUCCGCAUCUAUUUGAAUGUACAGCCCACCAUAUCCAACUGGUCGGCGGCAUCCGAUGAGUUCUCGCUGCUGUUCGAUGCCAAUCCGCUGACGGAGUUUGUCGAGCUGCCCACAGAUCUGUCCAAUUUACGCUAUAGCGCCAUACUCAGCGGUUGUAUUCGUGGUGCUCUCGAGAUGGUCCAGUUGGAGGUGCAAUGCUGGUUUGUUCAGGAUCAACUGAAGGGCGACAAUGUGACGGAGUUGCGUGUUAAGUUCGUGCGACGUCUAGAGGAAGCCAUACCAGCUGGCGAGGAUUAGACAAUGAAACA
Molecule: messenger RNA, 616 nt
Organism: Drosophila innubila
Lineage: Eukaryota; Metazoa; Arthropoda; Insecta; Diptera; Drosophilidae
Gene: Bet3
Product: trafficking protein particle complex subunit 3
Exons: 3
Coding region: 69-605 (178 amino acids)
Biological process (GO): intra-Golgi vesicle-mediated transport; endoplasmic reticulum to Golgi vesicle-mediated transport
Cellular component (GO): TRAPP complex; cytosol; cis-Golgi network membrane
Source: RefSeq, a predicted model, not a curated record